This is a messenger RNA of Ilex paraguariensis (yerba mate), 2382 nucleotides long. The record is from the annotation of a GenBank genome assembly. Lineage: Eukaryota; Viridiplantae; Streptophyta; Magnoliopsida; Aquifoliales; Aquifoliaceae.
GUCUGCCGAAGAACUGGGGAUCCAAAUAAAUUUACAUUCUGCAAAAGGUGUGAUGCUGCAUACCAUUGUUACUGUCAGCAGCCUCCACACAAGAAUGUUAGCAGCGGACCUUACUUGUGUCCUAAACAUACAAGGUGCCACAGCUGUGGAUCUAACGUUCCAGGAAAUGGCCUAAGUGUAAGGUGGUUCCUAGGGUACACUUGCUGUGAUGCUUGUGGAAGAUUGUUUGUGAAAGGAAAUUAUUGUCCUGUAUGCUUGAAGGUCUACAGAGAUUCUGAAUCAACCCCUAUGGUUUGCUGUGAUGUCUGCCAGCGCUGGGUGCACUGCCAGUGUGAUGGCAUUAGUGAUGAAAAGUAUUUGCAGUUUCAAGUAGAUGGAAAUCUCCAAUAUGUAUGUGCCACAUGUCGUGGAGAUUGCUAUCAGGUUAGGGAUCUUGAGGAUGCUGUUCAGGAGCUUUGGAAGAGGAGAGACACAGCUGACCGGGAUUUAAUUGCAAGCUUGAGGGCAGCUGCUGGAUUGCCAACUCAAGAAGAAAUAUUUUCUAUUUCACCUUAUUCAGAUGACGAAGAAACCGGGCCAACUUUAUUAAAGAAUGAUUAUGGCCGCUCUGUAAAGUUCUCUCUUAAAGGAUCGGUUGAUAAAUCACCAAAAAAGAGCAAGGUAUAUGGAAAGAAAUCAUCAAAUAAGAAAUAUGGUAAGAAAACGGGGCAUCAGGCAUCUUUAAUCAGUAAAACAGAAGCACACCAGAGUUUUGAAGGGCAUGGUGAUGCCCCAUCAUCUGGAUACAGCUUUGGUGACAACAAGAACCAUGAAAUGCAGGGCCAAAAAAUUGCAAAACCUGAAAUUUUCUCUUCUCCCAUUGCUGGAAGUUUGAGUGAGGGCAUAUGCUCAAUUAAUCAGGCAGGGGUCCUGAAGCACAAGUUCAUUGAUGAGGUUACACGGAACAACGAAAAUAGGUCAUCCAGAACAGGCGAAAUUAAGAGUAACAAAUCUCAUGCAUUGGAAAUUGGGGAGGACUUUGGAAAACAUGUUAGCAAGUCCAAGACCACCAAGGGACCAAAGCUAGUAAUACAUAUAGGUGCUCGAAGUAAAAAUGCAACUAACUCUCCGAUGUCUGAUACUUCAAGCUGUCAAAGAGAGCAAGAAUUGACAACUUCAAAUGGAGAUAAAAUGGAUUACUCUGACCAAGUUAAAGGUGCAAAGCUCAAAGGAAGAGAGAUAAACUUGAUAAAGAUAAAAAAAGUUAAUUCAGACGGUUCUGUAAUGACUGCCAAACCUGCUGAUGGAUUUGAUUCUGUUUCUUCUGCAAACACACGUGUUAUGUUUGGAAAGCGAAGCACUGUGGGAAGCACAGCUACAGCAGAGCCUGGAACUGAAGUCGCUUCAAGAGGUGAAAAGAUAUCUAUGCUGGAGUACACAAAAGGUAAGCUUGAUGGAUCAGGCGAUUUGAAUGAUGAUACUAUUCCCAUACCCCCAGUCUCACAUACUUUGCCAAAGGAUACCAAACCGUUACUGAAGCUUAAAUUCAAGAAUCCAUAUAAUGAGAACCAAAGUUCCUGCAUUCCUGGGGAGGAUGAGAAAGGUUUUGCCAAGGGCCUAAGGUCAAAAAGAAAGAGACCACCCUUCAUAGAGAAAACAACAGCCAAGGAAGAUGAAGAUGAAGAUGAAGAUGAAGAUGCCCCAAAAUGGUUUGAAAACUCAAUGGAUGAGAUCAUGGAUGCUAACUGGAUACUGCAGAAGUUGGGUAAAGAUGCAAUUGGAAAGAGAGUAGAAGUUCAUCAGUCAUCCGAAAACUCCUGGCAUAGAGGAACAGUAACAGAUGUGGUUGAAGGCACAACAAUUGUAUCUGUAACUUUAGAUAAUGGAAGGGCCAAGAAUUUGGAACUCGGGAAGCAAGGAAUUCGCUUUGUUUCUCAGAAGCAAAGGCAGUAAAACCGUAAGGGUUAAAGUUGUUAAUUAUAUCUGCGUAUUUAUAUAUAUUUUUUUGCUUUCUAAAUGUAGUGGAAUACAUGAAUGAGCCUUUUGUUUCGAGAGUUGGAAACUACAUGUCUAGGUAGCAGCUCUAAUUUGUACUGUGUAUAUUCAGCAGCCAUAAUGUAUGGGAGUUUUCCUUGAAAUAGAAAAACAUGUUGAAUUUGUCGUAGGCUGUUGAUGCAACCGUGGACCAUUUGUCGUAGGAAUGUGGAUCAAAGAAAGGUGACUUGUUAAGGUGAGACCAGCGAUGAAGGCCGCUAAUGAAAAACAGUGCAUGUUUCCUGAUGUAUCUGUGAAUAUCGAUGAUUUGAAGGUAUAUGGGUACUCAUUAAAUGCCCCAUAGGUUAAGUACUAAUCAAAUUGCCCAUGACCAAUGGGAUUACCCGGACAUGAUGUUGUCUGUCGAGG